UCGCCCUUGUUUCCGUCACUUCCGGAAGCCACAUCCGUAAUUUGGAAGAUGGCGUCCACCUUCGGAGACGAUCUUUUCGAUAUUUUUGAGUCGAAAGCUGAUAAUUCUAAAGUAACUGAAAAGAAAAAUGAAGAAGAGAAAAUAUCGGUUGAUGAUACACAAAGGGCUGAGGAUUUACUCAGAAGUAUCGUUAAAAAGCGAGAGAUUGACAACCCUGAUGUGAUUAGUUCCAAGAAAUUGAAAUCUGACCAUGAGGAUUUUGCUGCAGCUGCAGAAGUUAUGCCUCGUAUCCAGGUCCACAAAGUUGAGACUUUGGAGUCUUGCACACAUGAGGUUGCUCUACCUCCUGAUGAAGAAUUUGUUCCUUUGAAACCUCCUCCUGAAAAACCUGCUCAGGAAUUUCCAUUUAUUCUUGAUCCAUUCCAAAAGGAAGCACUUUUAUGUUUAGAAAACAACCAGUCUGUAUUGGUAUCUGCACACACAUCAGCUGGCAAAACAGUUGUUGCUGUCUAUGCCAUUGCAAUGUCACUCCAAAAGAAGCAACGUGUUAUAUACACAUCUCCUAUUAAAGCAUUAAGCAACCAGAAAUAUCGAGAACUGUUUGAAGAGUUUCAAGAUGUUGGUUUGAUGACCGGAGAUGUAACUAUCAACCCAACUGCUAGUUGCUUAGUCAUGACAACUGAAAUUUUGAGAAGUAUGUUAUAUCGAGGGUCAGAGAUCAUGAGAGAAGUUGCUUGGGUGAUAUUUGAUGAGAUUCAUUAUAUGAGAGAUAAAGAACGAGGUGUUGUUUGGGAAGAAACCAUUAUUCUUCUUCCUGAUAAUGUACACUAUGUAUUUCUAUCAGCCACUAUCCCUAAUGCACGACAAUUUGCUGAGUGGAUAUGUCAUCUUCAUAACCAGCCAUGUCAUGUUGUUUACACUGAUUAUCGACCAACUCCAUUGCAACAUUACAUCUUCCCUGCAGGUGGUGAUGGCAUUCAUUUAGUGGUAGAUGAGAAUGGAGAAUUUAGAGAAGAGAAUUUUGCAACUGCCAUGCAAGUUUUACAAGAAGCUGGGGGAAACGCUCGAGGAGAUAUGGGACUUCGUGGAAGGAAAGGCAAUGUCAGAGAUAAUUCCAACUGCUACAAAAUUGUGAAGAUGAUUAUGGAAAGAAACUUUGCUCCUGUAAUUGUGUUUAGUUUUAGCAAGAAGGAUUGUGAAGCUUAUGCUCUCCAACUGACCAAACUGGAUUUUAACUCUGCCGAGGAAAAAAAUUUAGUUGUGGAAGUGUUCAAUAAUGCCAUUGACAGUUUGUCAGACAGUGACAAGAAAUUGCCACAGGUUGAAAAUGUGCUUCCUUUACUGAAAAAGGGAAUUGGAAUCCAUCAUGGUGGUUUACUUCCUCUUUUGAAGGAGACCAUUGAGAUACUUUUUGCUGAAGGUCUCAUCAAGGCUCUGUUUGCUACAGAAACAUUUGCCAUGGGUCUUAAUAUGCCUGCCAGGACAGUUUUAUUCACCUCUGCUCGUAAGUUUGAUGGUAAAGAUUUUAGAUGGAUAACAUCUGGUGAAUAUAUUCAAAUGAGUGGUCGUGCUGGACGUCGUGGAAUUGAUGACCGUGGUAUUGUUAUCUUGAUGGUUGAUGAGAAAAUGAGUCCUAUGGCUGCUAAAAAUAUUGUUCAAGGAGAAGCUGAUCCUUUGAAUAGUGCCUUUCAUCUAACCUACAACAUGGUCCUGAAUUUGUUGAGAGUUGAAGAAAUUAAUCCUGAAUAUAUGUUGGAACGAUCUUUCUACCAGUUCCAAAACUAUGCCACUAUACCACAACUUCUUGAAAAUAUUCGGAAACAAGAAAAAGAUCACAAUAACCUGAAAAUUCCAAAUGAAGAGCAGAUAGCAACUUAUUAUAAGAUUAGGCAGCAGCUUGAUGCCCUUGCUGUUGAGUUCCAAGGUUAUAUCACAAAACCACAGAACAUAUUGCAGUUUUUACAGCCAGGACGUUUGAUUAAAGUAAAGAAUACUGAUGAUGAUUUUGGUUGGGGAGUUGUUGUCAAUAUCCAGAAAAAGACGGAUCAAAGCAAGUUGGAAUCAGAUGUUCAGUACGUUUGUGAAGUUCUUCUCCAUUUAAGUCAAGAAUCAGCUCAUACUCAUAGCAGCUUAUCUAUUAAACCGUGUCCUCCUGGACAGAAAGGAGAGAUGCAGGUUGUACCUAUUCUCAUUCAUUUGAUAUCUUCAAUAAGUUCCGUACGCUUAUAUGUUCCUAAAGACUUGCGGUCACUGGACAGCAGACAGAGCAUCCUAAAAUCAGUUCAGGAAGUCCAACGCAGGUUUCCAUGUGGUCUACCCUUGCUAGACCCAAUUGAUGAUAUGGGUAUCCGAGAGAAAGGCUUGAAGGAAAACAUUAAGAAAAUUGAAGCUUUUGAACACCGUAUGUAUUCCCAUCCUCUUCAUAAAGACCCAAAACUGGAAGAAUAUUAUUCACUGUAUGAACGAAAAGCUAAGCUUGGACAAGAAAUUAAAAAAAUCAAACUUGAAAUGAAGAAAAAGAAGUCAUUACUGCAAAUGGAUGAGUUGAAAUGCCGGAAGCGUGUGUUGAGGCGACUUGGCUAUGCAACGCCUUCAGAUGUUAUUGAAAUGAAAGGCAGAGUUGCUUGUGAAAUUGACAGUGGUCAAGAACUUCUUCUUACUGAGUUGAUUUUCCAUGGAGUUUUCACUGACCUCACUGUCCAACAGAGUUGUGCCCUCCUCAGUUGUUUUGUCUGCCAAGAAAAAGCAUCAGAAACUCCCAAAUUGACAGAAACACUUCGUGGACCAUUAAGAAUCAUGCAGGAAACUGCCAGAAGAAUUGCCCGAGUGAGCAAAGAAGCCAAGAUAGAGAUGGAUGAAGAAACUUACGUUGAUUCUUUCAAACCACAUAUGAUGGAUGUUGUGAAUGCUUGGUGCAAUGGUGCUGAGUUUGCUCAAAUUUGUAAAAUGACUGAUAUAUUUGAAGGAAGUGUUAUAAGAAUCAUGCGGCGAUUAGAGGAAAUGUUGAGACAAAUGUGUCAAGCAUCAAAAGCUAUUGGAAACACAGAACUUGAAAGUAAAUUUUCAGAAGGGAUCAGGAAGAUAAAAAGAGAUAUUGUAUUUGCAGCCAGUUUGUACCUAUAGUAUGUUUCCUUUCCUGUCACAUCUAAACUGGAAUGAUUUUAUAUUCAUUGUAAAUAACAUUUAUGAUAUGGAAAUUUUUAUUGUUACAUUAAAUCACACUUUCCACCAUUA
Molecule: messenger RNA, 3234 nt
Organism: Octopus sinensis (East Asian common octopus)
Lineage: Eukaryota; Metazoa; Mollusca; Cephalopoda; Octopoda; Octopodidae
Product: exosome RNA helicase MTR4
Exons: 26
Coding region: 49-3123 (1024 amino acids)
Biological process (GO): maturation of 5.8S rRNA; RNA catabolic process
Cellular component (GO): nucleus
Molecular function (GO): ATP binding; RNA helicase activity; RNA binding
Source: RefSeq, a predicted model, not a curated record